This is a messenger RNA of Cherax quadricarinatus, 1359 nucleotides long. The record is from RefSeq and is a predicted model, not a curated record. Lineage: Eukaryota; Metazoa; Arthropoda; Malacostraca; Decapoda; Parastacidae.
UAUGUUGACCUGCAGAGUGUGGAAGCAGCAUGUGAGUGGUGUGGACUGUGGAGAGGAGGUGGCCAGUUUUCUCACUCAGUUCGUCUCGGAAGGAAGGACAAGACUCAGAUUACUGUACCGGGGAGAUGUAGUGAAGGAUAGACCAGCCCGCAGGCUUGAUUACUACGACUUUCCAAAGAGCCUGGACUCUGACAAAUUGUACUACGCGCAGAACAGUGCCUACGUAAUUGCGUCGGAGUCAUCACUGGCGGUCUUGAACUCUCGCCUAUCGGAGCCGGUCACAAUGGGCCAAUUCCGAACUAAUAUUGUUGUCAGGGGCGCCCCGCCAUCAGACGAGGACGACUGGGCAUACGUUAAGAUUGGUUGUGUAGUCUUCAGGACGGUGAAACCUUGCCAGAGAUGUUUACUGACGACGGUGGAUCCAAUCACUGGGAAGCGACAUCCCAAACAAGAACCUCUCAAUACUCUCCGCUCGUUUCGUACAAUAAGCGAGCCAGCCAAGUUGGCCAAAGCUUGGGCUACGAGUCCUCUCUUCGGCAUCAACAUGGCUAUUGAUGUCACAGGACCUCUCGCUGUGGGAGACAAAGUCAUUGUGGCCAGAACCUCAUCCAAUCCAGAACUAACUGUUUUCUAGAACUGGCUAGAACAGCUUUGCACACUGUGAUUAGGCCUCUAACUAAUCACAACAGCCUGUUCGUUGUUGCUAGCUAUCCAGAAAAGCCAAAACAGCUGGACAAGUUUUGCAAGUUCUCUAGACUGGCCAAAACACGUGGCCAUUGUUGCUAGCCAUAAACAUUGCAACUACUACAUUACGGACAUCACAGCUACCGCCCCACAAACAUCACAACUACCACUGUUAAAAAUCAUAAGCAUCACACCUCAAACAUCACGACUACCACACCAUAAACAACACAACUAAAACAUCAAAACAUUACAACUAUCACAGCACAAACAUAUAACUACCACACCACAUACAUCACAACUACCACUCCACAAACAUAACUACCACACCAAAACAUCACAACUACCAACCCACAAACAUUAUAUCUACCAUCUCACAAACAACUUCCACAAUACAAACAUCACAACCCCCACUGUACAAACAUCACAACUACUACCCCCACAAACAUCAUUACCACACAACAAACACACCUUAAAAGCACCUAAAGUCGGUACCUGACCAGCCGGGCUGUGGCUCGUACGUUGGAUUGCGUGCAGCCAGCAGUAACAGCCUGGUUGAUCAGGCCCUGAUCCACCAUGAAGCCUGGUCAAAGACUGGGCCGCGGGGGCGUUGACCCCCGGAACUCUCUCCAGGUAAACACAAACAUCACAAACAUCAUAACUACCACACAACAAACA